This is a messenger RNA of Octopus bimaculoides (California two-spot octopus), 862 nucleotides long. RefSeq lists its product as uncharacterized. Lineage: Eukaryota; Metazoa; Mollusca; Cephalopoda; Octopoda; Octopodidae. The record is from RefSeq and is a predicted model, not a curated record.
AUAAAUACGGCUUGUUAGCAAAUCCUUCAAUAGAACUCAUCCAAGUUUGGUUGCGAUAACUUCAAAAACCUUCUUAAGUACAUUGAGAUUUCAACACUUCACUCUUUUGAACGAAGAGCAGAACAUUCAAACACAUUUGCCAAUCCAUCAACUAUACAAACCAUUCAGCCUAUUCUUUCACCACAAUUGACAAGUUAUACUUAUUCCCUAGAAAGAUGGAAAAAAUGAUCAUCGCAGCAAUUUCUCUCGUGUUUAUAUUGCAAGGUGCCAUUAUACUGGAUGCGAAAUGCGUUCCCCUAUACAAAGAGCUGACUGUUGGCGCCUCAAUUAGAUCCUCGUGUCCCAACGGUAGCAGUGAAGAGUUAUGCCCAUCAAAAACAGUAAUUAACAAUAAUACUGAGCAUCGUCUGCCAAUGAUAUUGCUCGAACGUCGUUGCUGUACGAAAUUCUGUUUCAGCGGGAAACCCCACGUUUGCAAAGAACAGUAUAUGGGGAUCAUUGUCAUGGAACGACUUACUGUGAAUGACCCUUACGUCAAAAAGAACAUAAAUAUAUCAGUUGGUUGUGUUUGCAUGCGUAAGCGUGAGACAAUUGAUUUACCCGAACCAACAAUGAUAGAAAAGCCAUAAGAAGAUCAACAACAUGAACAACAACAGCAACAACAACAACAACAACAACGUCGACGAAGAUUUGAAAUUACAAUACACCUUUAUUUUUUUUUUUAAUGAUUUUAGAUGAAAUGAUUAAACUCGAAAAAGAUAAGAUGUACAUGCAUACAUACAUACCUGCAUAUAUACAUACAUACAUGUAUACAUACAUACUUGCAUAUGCAAAUAUAUACAUAUAUGUAUGUGUGUAUAUA